Colletotrichum chrysophilum is the source of this 606-nucleotide messenger RNA. RefSeq lists its product as uncharacterized. Bases 1 to 606 code for a protein of 201 amino acids. NCBI's taxonomy places the organism in Eukaryota, Fungi, Ascomycota, Sordariomycetes, Glomerellales, Glomerellaceae. The record is from RefSeq and is a predicted model, not a curated record. The transcript has 5 exons.
AUGCGCAUUGCCAACUUCAUCGCUCUUUCCGCCCCCUUGGCGUUCAUGGCUCAAGCCCUCAAGGCUCCCAUUGAAGGAUACAAUGUCUGGGAGCCUGAAUGGGAAAUUGAUGGCGAACACUUCAAUGGCUCCGUCCAAGAAGUUGUUCGCCAGCUUGAGGCCAUGAGGCCUGAGAUGGUGCACGCUUUGCACCUUGAGGCAAACUAUUCCUCCGUGCUAGCCAACGAUCCGACGGAUCCGUUGCCUUUGGGAGACUUCGACGUCCAGUGUCAGAAACUCAAAGAAGGAAGUGUCUCAGCAUGGUGGGAUGGCAUCAAGUACUUGCGCAGGGUCCCCGGCAAACCUGUGGGAGGUCAAGGCCCUGGAAGCUGUGGCCGUGUCAGUUGCUCCUGGAACAUGGGUAUCUGGUUCUGCAACGAUGAUACAAAGCAGAAGAUUCUUGACACCUAUCGCCACAUUGCCGAUGGCGCGGAAGCUGCCUACAGGAAGUGUACUGGGCCGCCGUACUUCGAAUACUUGGCCAGUGGGCAAGCCUUUCACAAAACCGACAACUGGAAUGUUAUGGUCCAAGCUGUCGACUACAGGGAUGACAGUCAACGGUGCUGA